Molecule: messenger RNA, 558 nt
Organism: Plenodomus lingam JN3
Lineage: Eukaryota; Fungi; Ascomycota; Dothideomycetes; Pleosporales; Leptosphaeriaceae
Molecular function (GO): protein binding
Source: RefSeq, a predicted model, not a curated record
AUGGCGGACGAGGAGGGAGCAUCCCCACGCGAACUCAUACUCGAAUCCUGCCGCCGCAACAACACCGAACUUCUCGAAGAGACAAUUGCCAAUCUCGCUUCCGCAGCCUCGAAGAGCGGGAAGGAUGCUACAGAAUACGUUGCCGAGAUACUGAACAAGGCGAGAGAUGGUGUGGGCAACGGGUGCUUGCACUUGGCCGCGAGCUAUGGAAGUUACGAAGUCCUAGACGUCCUCCUCGACCAAGAAGGUCUCGAAAUUGACGAAGUCGACCGCAUGGAAGCCGAUACCCCCCUCCACAAGGCCGUGCGCUACGUCAAUUCGCUCAGCCCCGCCGAAUGGGCCGACGCUGGCCACGCCAUUGUCGAGAUCCUGCUAGAUGCUGGCUGCGACCCGAGGAUACGGAACAAGGCCAAGUUGAAGCCGGUCGAGCUGGUGGAUCCGAGGAAUACGGUGCUCAAGGGGAUUCUGCAGAGGGGCGAGUUUGCGAUGCAGGCGGGUGGAGAUGUGGUUGAGGAGGAUGACGAUGGCGCCGGGGCCAGUGCGAGCGACAGUGAUUAA